AUGGCAUCGUACGAAGAGUCUGUGUUCAAGGCAAAGUUAAGCGAAAAGGCAGAAAGAUUUGAACAGAUGGUGGAGUGCAUGAAAGAGGCGGUGAAACAGUCAGCAUCGUCAAAAAACAAAAUAGGAAUAGAGGAAAGAAAUAUGCUUUCAGUUGCAUACAAGAACCAAGUGGGCGUAAGAAGGACGUCGUGGAGAAUCCUGAGCAAGUCUCUGCAGGAGGCCAAGCUGGCAGACCCGCAGAACAGCCAGCACAUUGAGAUAAUCCUCGGAUACAUAAAAGCAGUGGAAGAAGAGCUGAACUACAUCUGCGACGAUUUGCUAUCUUUGCUCGACACAUAUUUAGUUGAAGAUGAGGCAAAAGAUGCGCAAGUGUUUUUUUUGAAAAUGAAGGGAGACUAUCUCAGAUACAAAGCAGAAAUAGCAGGAGAAGAGUACCUGGCAGAAGUGUCGCAGCAGGCACACGAUGCGUACCAGCAGGCGAUGGACAUUGCAAACGCGCAUCUGAUACCCACAAACCCUACGAGACUCGGGCUCUAUCUGAACUACUCCGUUUUUUGCUUUGAAAUACUGAAUGAAAGAAGCAGAGCAAUGGAGAUGGGAAAAAGAGCGUUUGAUGAAGCGAUUUCAGAGCUGGACAGCCUUGCAGAGGACAGCUACAAAUACUCCACCCUUAUCAUGCAGCUGCUCAGAGACAAUCUGUCCCUGUGGGCAACAGAGUACACUGAAGAUGCUGCGUACUAG
Nematocida minor is the source of this 741-nucleotide messenger RNA. Its product is annotated as 14-3-3 protein epsilon. The transcript has a single exon. Lineage: Eukaryota; Fungi; Microsporidia. Gene Ontology annotation, biological process: signal transduction. Gene Ontology annotation, cellular component: cytoplasm. Bases 1 to 741 code for a protein of 246 amino acids. The record is from RefSeq and is a predicted model, not a curated record.